CGGCAUUUCCUCCCGGCGCGGAGCCGCGCCGCCCGCGGACCCUCCUCCGAGGGGAGCCGGUUUCCUGCCGCCGCCGCCGCCCGGCACUCGGCUCUGGCUCCCGGGGAGCGGCCGCAGGCGGACAUGGGCCCCCGCACCGCCCCGCUGCUGCCGCUGCUGCUGGCCCUGCUCGGCCGCCCGGGCCCCGGGAGAGCCGAGGGCUGCGACCUGCAGCCGGUGACGGCGGAGCCGCCCAUCACCCUGUCCUACACCACCAGCACCGUGCAGCGGGGCUGCGUCAGCAGCAGCUCCCAGGGCACCGGCCGUGACGUCCAUGUCCUCAGCGUCGAGUGGUCCCAGACCUCUGCCUUCCCGCUCAAGGUGUUUGUCACACCGCGAGCCAGUGGCUGCACCCAGUCACCAGUGCUCAUCCUCCUGUGCGGCCGCUGUUCAGCCAUCAUCACCUCCCCGUGCCCGGACCUGCUCAUCCACACCGAUGCCCUCCUUGGCCCGGAGAACACCACAUCACUGAGCCUCAAGCUACCCAUGGCCACUGACAAGGGGCAGCUGCUGGCCUGGGCUCAGGAUGCCUACAGGGGCAUCACGUCCUACAGCGAGGUGCGGGAUCCCCGCUGGAUCCAGCUCCGCCUGGGAGAAGACACCAGCAGCCCCCCGGAUUGCAUCCCCCAGGAGCACUUUGAUGCCAUGCCACACCUCGAGACUGAGGUCUUCUUCCACGCAGUGAAGGGCUGCUCACAUGGGGAUGCCCAGAGCACCAGGGCCGCCCACAUCGUCCACCUGCAGCCCAAGCCCAGCUCCCCCAUCACGGAGGUGAACCUGUCCCUGAGCUGUCCCAAGAGAGCCGUGAGCAACCAGAUCCUCAUCCUGCAGAGCCGGGCCAACCCCACCUGGUCUCUCUCCAUCAACAACUGCGACAUCCAGUUCCUGGUCUCCGGGAACUACACAAUCAUGCCCAUCUCCGUGGGGCUCCGUGGGGAGCUCCUGCCUGACACAGAGGAGGGCCUGGUCGCCAAAGCCUUCGAGAAGAACUACAGCGUCAUUGCCUCCUACUCCUCCAUCCCCGCCAGCAGCCGCAUCAGCCUGGAGAUCCAGGAGCAGGAGAUGGCCAGGAGGGUGCCUGUGACGACACCCACCGCCCCAUCCUCCACCAUCACCCAGCUGCCCCACAUGCUGCUGUUCAUGCUCCAUCCCUGGAAGUGCACGGAUGAAACCAUGGAGAUUGUCAUUGCCAGGUCCCACCUGGAGCCCAUCAAGGACGUGGUGAACAUCACCCUGCGGGACAUCAGCUGCCAGGCAGAGAAAAAUGCCACCCACUUCAUGCUGAAAACCCCGCUCAGCCACUGCGGCACGUCACUGGAGGGCAGGGGCCACGCCACCAAUGAGCUCAUCCUCAACCUGGCCAAGGGUGCAGAGCUCCAGAGCGUGCGGGUGGCCUUCCAGUGCAACAUCCCACGGGAGCUCUUCCUGCGCCUCUUCCCCACUGCCGCCUUCGAGGCACCGCAGACGGAGCUGGAGGUCAACAAAGAAGCCUUCGUGCAGGCGUCCAUGCGGUGGGAGGACCACCCAGCCGACCUGCAGCUGAAGGAGUGCUGGCUGGUGGUGCCGGGGCGGGAGCCGGUGCUGCUGGUGCAGGGCGGGGAGGCACGGAGCGUGGGGGUGGCCGUGCUGGAGGCCCCCCCCAGCAGCCACGGGAGGAAGGUCUGGCGCUUUCGCUUCACCUACGCCGUCCCCGAGGGCGGGCGCGUCCCCUUCUCUGCCAACCUCAAGUGCAAGGCCGGCUUGCAGAACAACACCAUCUUCGAGAAGGUCCUGGUGGUGACGUUGAAGGAUGGCUGGCAGCCACCCAACAAUCGUGGGCUGGGGCUGGCCGCCGUCCUGGGCAUCACCUUUGGUGCCUUCCUUAUCGGGGCUCUCCUCACCGCUGGGCUCUGGUACAUCUACUCGCACACCCGUCCCAUCUCCAAACUGCAGCCGGUUUCCAGCACGGCGCCGGCCUCGGAGAGCAGCAGCACCAACCACAGCAUCGGCAGCACCCAGAGCACCCCCUGCUCCACCAGCAGCAUGGCCUGACUCCCCCGGGCCCCCCCGAGCCUCUCCAGCCCCCGGCCGCCGGACUUGGGGAUCCACUCCGGCCCCAUUAAGCUGUUUUUUUGCCCAAUAUCUCAGGCUGAGCCCGGAGGGGGCCUCCGUUACUCAUUCAGUGAAUGCUUUGGCCCCCUGAGGGCAGCCCAUGAUGGAGGGGGGGUACCCUGCAACCCCCCGGGGGUCCCCCGCUGCUGGGUGCACGGGGGAAGCGGAGAGAGCAGCUAUUGCCAAAGCCCUCCCCAAGACUCCCCAUCAAAUGGGGGAGGGGGGCAGAAGUGGGUGCCCCCAGGACAUGCCCCAGCACUUGGGGUGACCCCCGCACCCCUCCCACGUCCCCCCCAGGAAGGCAGCAGGCACCACUGGGAGCAGCAAGAAGUUUAUUGGGGGGGUGGAGGGCUGCUGCCCCACCAUGGGGUGAUGGGCAGAAACCACACACCCCCCCCCAACCCUGCAGCUCCCUGUCCAAGUUACAAACUCCUUAUUAAUAAUAAUAAAAAUCUCCCCUACAUUAAA
Messenger RNA from Tyto alba (common barn owl), 2598 nucleotides. It is a transcript of the gene ENG, whose product is annotated as endoglin. The transcript has 15 exons. The record is from RefSeq and is a predicted model, not a curated record. Lineage: Eukaryota; Metazoa; Chordata; Aves; Strigiformes; Tytonidae. Gene Ontology annotation, biological process: vasculogenesis. The coding region runs from base 124 to 2070 and encodes 648 amino acids.